CACACGGAGGCCUGCAACCAUUCAAAGCAGCAGCAGCACUGACUGAUUACCUAGAUCCUGGGAUCAGACUGCGCUCAGUCCAUCCGCUGUCUCUCUUAUGCAGUAAUGGCCAGUUCCCUGUACUACAUAAUCCCAGCCUUGGGGGGUUACGCUCUUGCUUCCUUCUACCUGCUGAAGAACCCCCACAUCCUGCACAAGAAGAAACGUGUGGCCUUCUACUGCAGGCAUAUCUCUCACAGAGGGGGUUCAGGAGAGAGAAUCGAGAGCACGAUGGAAGCCUUCAGACAUGCUGAAGAGGCAGGAACACAUAUGCUGGAGAUGGACUGUCACAUGACCAAGGACGGUCAUGUGAUCGUCUCACAUGAUGAGAAUCUCCUGCGACAAACUGGAGUGGAUGUCAAUAUCUCAUCUGUCAACUUGGAGGACCUGCCUCUCUAUAAAGAAAGGUUAGAGGUCACUUUUCGUGAAGGGUAUUUCGGCACGGGCACGGACAGAAAGUUUGCUCUGCUGGAAGACGUCUUCCGGAGUUUUCCGAAAAUGCCAAUCAACAUUGAGAUUAAAGAAGACAACGACCAACUGAUCAAGAAGGUAUCCUCGCUCGUGCGGCAGUAUGGUAGAGAGGACUUCACGGUGUGGGCCAGCGUUGAGUCCGGCAUCAUGAAAAAAUGCCUCAAAGAGAACCCUUCCAUGCCAUACAUGUUCACCAUGGUGAGAGGCCUCCAGCUCCUCCUGCUCUUCUACACCGGCCUGCUGCCCUUCAUCCCACUGGGAGAGAGCUUCCUGCAGAUUUACCUGCCCCAUGUCUUCAACCGGACAUACAUUCCUGAUUCUCCAAUUCUGAGGAACAGAUUUGUCAUCUUUCUGAUUGAGAAGAUAACGAUGAGGAAAAGUCUGUUGAAACACAUGGUGGAACGAGGUAUUCAGGUGCACCUCUUUGUCUGUAAUGAGCUGACAGACAUUGAGGAAGCCUUUGCUUUUGGGGCAACAGGAGUGAUGACUGAUUACCCCACGCUCCUGGCGGAUUACCUCCGCACUCAUCCGCAGAUCACUCCACCCUGCAGCCAUUAGGAAAAGAUCUGCAAGCGAGGAGGAGCCUGACCUGACAUGCCAGGAGAGAACAGCCUGCAGUGUGUCUGUCUUUCAUGUCAGCUGAACAUCCUUAGCUGACAGUGAAAGGAAGCAUAGUCAUCCCUCAAACACCAGGGGGCAUUAAGCCCCAGUUUUCAGCAGGUUUAAGCCUCUGUAACAGUGAAGGUUGCUGGUUUGAGCCCCGGGUUCGGCAGAAUAGUCACAUCUCCAUCAGGCAUUUCAGCAAAACCCUUAUCCCACUGGAAUGCAAAAGUAUACAACUUUUUGUGUCAUUUCUUUAUGUACGUCUGUUGAUGUUCAUGGUUGGACAUUUCCAGGUAAAUAAGUACAUUAUAAUUAAUAAUUACCACUCUCACUGGAUCUAUUUUUUUUCAUCAGUAGAUCCAUUUGCCAUGUUAACUAAGUAUUUUUGUUAACUAAGAAAUUUUAUGUAAAUUUUCGUUAUACUGUCCCCAAUGUCAAAAAAUAAUCUUUUGGUGCACCCAAGAGGAUGCCAUAGUACAUUGAAUGUGAUUCGAGUCUUGCAAACUGUGGACCAACUGGUGUCUAGCUGAGCCUUUUCUUGUUGUACGGAAUGUAUCAAAUAAAACCUGUUAUUUUGA
Messenger RNA from Brienomyrus brachyistius, 1691 nucleotides. RefSeq names its product glycerophosphodiester phosphodiesterase domain containing 3a (gene gdpd3a). Gene Ontology annotation, molecular function: phosphatidylcholine lysophospholipase A1 activity; phosphoric diester hydrolase activity. The record is from RefSeq and is a predicted model, not a curated record. Gene Ontology annotation, biological process: glycerophospholipid catabolic process. Gene Ontology annotation, cellular component: endoplasmic reticulum membrane. The transcript has 11 exons. NCBI's taxonomy places the organism in Eukaryota, Metazoa, Chordata, Actinopteri, Osteoglossiformes, Mormyridae. The coding region runs from base 106 to 1068 and encodes 320 amino acids.